This is a messenger RNA of Bradysia coprophila, 1468 nucleotides long. RefSeq names its product very-long-chain 3-oxoacyl-CoA reductase-B-like. The record is from RefSeq and is a predicted model, not a curated record. NCBI's taxonomy places the organism in Eukaryota, Metazoa, Arthropoda, Insecta, Diptera, Sciaridae. Gene Ontology annotation, cellular component: endoplasmic reticulum. Gene Ontology annotation, molecular function: oxidoreductase activity.
AAUCUCUUUCGAUAAAAGCCGGUUGAAGAUAUAUUAAUUUGAAAUGUCGUCUUGUUGUUUCGAAUUUUUUAAAACAUUUUCGGUAUUUAUUGUUGUCAUUCAAUUGGUCUUCGGAGUAUUUCCAUGGUUGUACAAAAAUGUGGUAGGACCUAAGUUCCUCGAAGCCAGUAACCUUCGUCAGUACGGAAAUUGGGCAUUGGUGACUGGAGCGACUGAUGGAAUUGGCAAGCAAUUUGCGAGAUCACUAGCUCAGCGAGGAUUCAAUAUUGUUCUUGUGUCACGUACACUAAGUAAAUUGGAAAGUGUAGCUAAAGAACUUUCGGAAAAUUUCAAUGUUCAAACUCACACCAUUGCUGUGGACUUCCUAUCUGGUCCUGAGAUUUAUGAUCAAAUCAAACAACAAAUUUUAGGGAAAGAAAUCGGUGUGUUGAUUAACAAUGUUGGUAUGUCCCAUGCAGCACCUGAUUACUUCCUCAAUAUUCCCGAUCGUGAGAAAGUAAUUCAGGAUAUCAUCAAGUGUAACGUCACUUCCGUUCCGAUGAUGUGCAGUGUAAUAUUGCCUCAAAUGGUCCAACGUAAAAAUGGUCUUAUUGUGAACAUUGCAUCAGUGGUAGCUGUGAUUCCUGGUCCCUGUUGCGCACUUUACGCAGCGUCAAAAGCUUUCAUCACAAAAUUUUCGAAUGAUUUGGGAGCUGAAUAUGGAUAUCAGGGAAUCAAUGUACAAGUUUUGGUUACUGGAGGUGUUGAAACCAAAAUGAAUAAAACCAGAGAAACCACAGGAGAUGACAGGUACACAACACCAACAGCCAGCGUAUAUGUGGAGUCAGCGCUUCGUUAUGUAGGCUAUGCUCGCCAAACAACAGGCUAUCUUCCCCAUUCACUAAUGGAAAUAUCUGCGCAAUUGAUGACCUUCAUUGCACCGUCAUUCACAGUGGGUUUGUUCAAGAAGCUAAUGCUUUCGUUACGUGACAAGGAAAUACAGAAUGGGUCAUAUACAUCAGCAAAGUAAAGCUCGUUGCAUGGACAAAUUUGUCAAGACUAUAGGGUUAAGAGACGAUGAGUGAUAAAUAGAAAUCAAAAUAAGUUUUUCCUUUUUUGUGGGUUUUGUGGGUUUGCCGACGUUCAGCUUUAUAGAAGAAGAAAAGUGUGGCAUUUACAACUCGAGACGUAGGCGAGGGAUGCAACAACACUAGUCAAAAUUAAUGAAGGUAUAGGUAUGGUCUAAUGGCAAAAUUUGAAUGGAGCGGAGGAAAUAGCGAUUUCGCAUAUUUUGCAUUGGUUUUGGUGAAAGGUGAGUUUGUUUCUAAAAAAUCGCUACUUUAAAGUAUUACUUUAAUCUAAGUAUGCGAAUAUUUCCAUACCUUUUUUUCGUGACAUUAGCAAAAUUACCGUUAAGGCAGCUAAUGGUAUUAUUGGUAGCAAAAUACUACUCUAUUUGACGUGUUAAACCUCUAUUACCCUGCUAGAU